AUGAGCGGGAAAAAUAACGAUAUAAUCGUUGCUCAAAGGCGCCUUGAACACUUUAAUAAGGCAUUAAAAUCACAGGAUUCUCCAAGAAAUGAUGCAUCUAUUGAUUCCGAAAGUUCUGCAUCAACAAUUCGCAUUGGUGAUGUUUCAUUAAAAAUUUCUGAACCAAAAAAUCCUGAAUUAGUCCCAUAUUAUGUUAAACCUUUAUUUGAAGAUUCGCAAGAGUUUCUCCAGCAUUUAAGAUGGAUGAUGCAAAAAGAAAAACUUGGUCAAGAUAUUUUUCUUAUUGGCCCCCCAGGUCCAUUAAGAAGAAGUCUCGUUCUUAGGUAUGCUCAACUUACAAACAGAGAAAUUGAAUACGUAGCAUUGUCUAAGGAUUGCACAGAUUCUGACCUUAAACAACGUCGUGAAAUUUCUGGUGGUACCGCUUAUUAUGUAGACCAGGCAUGCGUACGUGCUGCUAUACACGGGCGAAUUUUGAUAUUAGAUGGUAUUGAAAAGGCCGAAAGAAACGUACUUCCAAUUUUAAAUAAUUUAUUGGAAAAUAGAGAAAUGUUACUUGAAGAUGGUAGAUUUUUAGUACAUCCAAAGCGUUAUACCUCUCUUGCUGAAUCAAAUUCAAAGGUCAAUAUGGAUGGUUGGAAAUUAGUUAAAGUAUCCGAACACUUCAUUGUGAUAGCAUUGGGCUUGCCAGUUCCCCCAUAUAUUGGUCAUUCUUUAGAUCCUCCGCUUAGGUCUCGGUUUCAAUGCAGGGAUAUUAGGCAACCUGAGUUUGAUUCUCAAAUAAAACAUUUACGUAAAUUAGCUCCAAAUGCAAAUUCAGAAAUAGUAGAACGAUUAGUAUCUGUAGCAAAUGUUCUUGGAAAUAUGCGAUAUGAUAAUAGCGGUGGAAUAACUAUUCCCGAAUUCCCAAUUUCUGUUGAUACAAGUGUUAAUGCUGAACAAAAAAGUAUCAUCGAAGCAACUUAUCACCGCUUUGGCAUGCUUGGAUUUGAUUUUGAAAGAAGUUCUACAAAUAACACUAUACAACAAGGCGAAACCAUUUUUCAAUGUAUGCCAGGAUACAAUAUUAAAAAUAUCCAAGCAUCAAAUGACGUAAAAACAACUAUUGGUAGUGAGCUUCCUAUAUAUAUGUUUGAAUUGGAUUUUCAACAGAUAGAUUUUAAUAAGAUUCACCAUGUUAGCGUUUUUGGUGGUUCCGAUGAACCUUUAGCUGAUUUCUUUGUAGAGACAGGAUAUCACCAAAAUAUUUUUAAUGCGAUGUUAAUUGCACAUUCGAUUGGUGAUUUUUGUUUGAUUGGUGAAAAAGGAGUUGGAAAGAGUGCAUUAAUGAGACAUUUCGCAACAAAGCUUGGCUACAACAUUGAAUAUAUUCCCUUAUAUAAAGAUAUGUCUUCUCGUGAUCUCCUUCAGCGUCGUAGUACUACUUUCGCCGGUGAUACCAUGUGGGAAAAUUCAUCAUUGGUACGGGCUUCGAUAUCUGGACAUCUUGCUGUUUUAGAUGGAAUUGACACACUUUCUGGAGGAACACUUAUGGUUUUGGAGAGGUUGGUUAAAGAACGCGAAAUUUCGCUUCCCGAUGGAAAGCAGUUGAUUCAUCCUGCUAGAUAUAAAAAGUUGAUCCAAAAACAUGGAUUGACUCAUGAAUCGUUGGAAAAAAAAGGGAUAUUCGCGACACAUCCAGCUUUUCGAAUAGUGGCUUUGGGUCGUCCUGGAUCUUGGCUCACUCCUGAAAUUGUUGCAAUGUUUCAAUUUAUUGUUAUUCAUCCAUUAAAUUAUCUUGAAGAGACACAAGUUCUUGAAACAUUGUCUCCAGGCAUAAAUGAAAAAAAUCUCUCUCUCCUUUUGCGCUUCGUAAAUCGUCUCCGUCAAGAUACUGGAGAAACAAUGAAAACUUUAUCCGAUGCACUUUCUACACGGCAACUUAUCCGAAUUUGUCGUCGUCUUACUUUGUUUCCUAACGAGAGUCUUUAUCUAGCAAUUCAAAAAGCUACUCUCUCGCGGUUCAUGCCGUCUUUGGUCAGAAUAGCACUAGAAGAAUUGAUGAUAAAUAAUGAAAUUUUACCGCCUUCAGAACCUAUUAAUAUUGAAAAGUUGAAAAUUGAAGUUCUCCCAUCACGAGAUGACCCCCAAACUCUUCGUAUUGGAGAAGUGGAACAGCCUAUAGCAAAAGAUUCAAAUCCUCUCUUAGUUCCUGACGUGGUAUUUCAUGAGAAUCCAAAACAGACCGAAAUACUAAUGCAAAUGCUACAAGAUUAUCAAUUGGGUGAACAUUUGUUGCUUAUUGGAAAUCAAGGUGUAGGAAAAAAUAAAUUGGCCGAUUACUUUUUACAAUUGCUAAAGUUACCAAGGGAAUAUAUACAGUUACACCGUGACACGACCGUGCAAAGUUUAACCGCUAUACCUUCAAUUAUUAAUGGUGUCUUGCAAUUUGAAGAUUCACCACUAGUUAAAGCUGUAAAGAAUGGCCAUGUAUUAGUUGUGGAUGAAGCAGAUAAGGCACCUACAUAUGUUACAGCAAUACUUAGAAAUCUUCUUGAAGAUGGUCAGAUGGUUUUAGGGGAUGGGCGGAGAAUAGUCUCAUCUCUUACAUCAAAAACUUCUAAAGACGACUGCAUCGUGAUUCAUAGGAAUUUCAGAAUGAUUGUUUUGGCAAAUAGACCCGGAUUCCCAUUUCUUGGGAAUGAUUUUUAUAGAGAAAUUGGUGAUGUUUUUAGUUGUCACACUGUUGAUAAUUCUGAUCCGGGCUCUGAAAUGUUUCUACUACGCAACUAUGCCCCUUCCGUCUCCAAUGAUCUUUUACUAAAACUCACAGCUGCAUUUAGUGAUCUUAGAAAACUCGUAGAUGAAGGGUUGAUUUCCUAUCCUUAUUCUACGAGAGAGUUGGUGAAUAUUGCUAAACACAUGCAACAAUACCCAAAUGAGGGUGUUUCAUAUAUUUUGCAAAAUAUCCUUGAUUUUGAUCAAUAUGAUAAGGUUUCUAAAGAUCUUUUGAUAGCAGUUUUUCAGAAGCAUGGAUUUCCAAUUGGAUUAGAGUCUGAUUAUACAAUUAGGUUGGGAAAGAGAGUCCCAUUGAUCGGACCAAUAAUCACUGAAGUCUGGACAAAAUCAAAUUUAGAAAGAAAUAAAUGCCGUAUUCAUGCUUUUACGGAACAAAUAUACACUUUCCGGAUAUUAACACACGGUGAAGCACUUGAUAUAGUAGGCCUUGAUGACGGUUCAUUAUUUGUGGUGACGACAAAUCCUAUAACAUUACAUGCAAUUUGUCAAAAUCACCAAAAAGCCAGAAGUGUCGAUUUGCACGAAUACUUUCCUUUACUAAAAACCUCUUCAACCCUAAAAAUGGCUAUUGUACAAGAAAGAGAUGGAUCUUGGUUAUUGAUACUUCAUAGCUCUUCUGAUAAUUCUAUACUUUCAAUCGAUUUCUCAAAAAAUUCUAUAACUGCAUUUACGUUAACAUCGAGCCCAGAAGAAACAAUUAUGUUGAAAGAUUUUGAAGCCAUUGGAAUCUUAGUUGCUCAAUUAUACUUGGCCAACCCUGAUGUAUGGCUGUUUAGAGACUUCUUAGAUAAGCAUUAUCUUAUUUAUGCACAGUCGGAUAAUAAUUUUGAAAACUUGAUUCCCAAUGUCGUUGAACGUUUUGAUGUUAAAGUAUUGUUAAAAUCUACUCCGACAGAAAUUACAUAUCUCUCUCAAGAAGGUGUUGCACAAGCUAAUGUGUUAUCUGCACGUUUUCUUCAAACGAAUAAUGAUUCAAUAGCAGUUUCCAUUAUUUCAAAUUUACCGGAAGCUUUAAUUAGUAAUAUGGGUGAUGCUGAAAUUUUUUCAUAUAUGAGAGACGCGAAUGAUGAUGGAAACCAUGAAAAUUUUUAUAAAAAUUUUAAGAAUGGUUCAAUAUAUCUGACUAAGUCGGGCCAAUUGGCAACAGUAAUUCCAUCAAAAGAUGGUAGAGGUACUGGAUAUUUAGAACUGUUUAAUCCUAUCCAAAAAGUAUUAUGGAGAAUCGUUCUUCCAUUGGCCAUUCCUGGCAUUGACAAAACUAACCCAAUACUUUCAGCAACGGGUCAUCAAUAUAUACAAGGUGAUAGGAUGGCGGCAUCUUUGUUGGAAUUACCUAAUGGUGAUUUAUUAACAAUGGAUAAUAGUGGUGUUGCAAGAAUAUGGCAAGUUGAUGCAGGGGAAUUAGUAAAAGCAGUUAAUGCAUGGAAAAAGUUGGUUGGCAAUAUUGAUAAACGUACCUUAUCUAUUAUAUAUGAUGAUCCUGAGGGUAAUAUUACUGAAUUCACAUCAGAGGAUGGGGCUUCUAUUAGCGUGAUGGAUUUUAUCAAUGGUGAUGGUAAUAAUGAUGGUGAAGGUAUUGGAGGAGAUAGUGGUGAUCCAAUGAAUUCUAAAGGAAGACAGCAAACCUUUGUAGAUGUUGAGAAUUUGGAGCUUCGAGCUGAAGUUAAGCAACCGCUUGAACUUACCGACGCUCAAAUGGAAUUGCAUAAAUUGAUCAUGCAAAAGCGACUUGAACAAAUAAACAUGACUCAAGAAGAUUUUGAGUUAUAUCGUUCAUAUAAAGCCGAUGUUCAACGUCAAAUUCGAGAACUCCAUAUAAUAUUGGAAAGUAUUGAAGCUAAAGAUAAAGAACGUAUAUGGUUAAAAAAUCAAAGUUCCGGAGAUGUAGAUGAUACCAAAUUAAUUGAAGGAUUAACUGGCGAUGUAAAUAUCUAUAAGCGUCGCGGUGAAAAUGAUCCUGAGAGUGGGUUUUAUCAAGCUCAUCCUAAGAAGAUAUAUUUUGUUUUCGAUUUAAGUGCCAGUAUGUAUCGAUUCAAUUCUCACGAUCGUCGAUUAGAUCGUUCUAUGGAAGUUGCCCUUAUGAUUAUGGAGUCAUUUAAAUCUUUUGAACAUAAGUUCCAAUACCAAAUUUUUGGACAUAGCGGAGAUUCACCUAAUAUUGAAUUCGUAAAAAAAGGUGAAUAUCCGCGCACUGAAAAGGAGACAUUUAAAAUUUUGAGUAGAAUGCAUGCACAUUCACAGUUUUGCCUUAGUGGAGAUAAUACAUUGAGUGCAGUAACACAUGCUAUUAGAGAUAUUACAAAAGAAAUAGCAGAUGAUUAUUUUGUUAUUGUGCUUUCUGAUGCUAAUAUUCAACAAUAUAAAAUUAAUCCGGAGGAUAUUGCGAAAGCGUUGAAAGAAGACGAGAGAGUAAACUCCUUCGUAAUAUUUAUUGGAUCUUUACAAGAUCAAGCUGAAAAACUAAAGAAAAGUCUUGGUAGCCAUGCGCAUAUUUGUUUGGAUAACAAGGAUUUACCGCAAAUUAUGAAAUCUAUUUUCUUGGCCUCGAUGUUAAAAGCUUAA
Molecule: messenger RNA, 5340 nt
Organism: Dentiscutata erythropus
Lineage: Eukaryota; Fungi; Glomeromycota; Glomeromycetes; Diversisporales; Gigasporaceae
Source: the annotation of a GenBank genome assembly